GCCUAAACAAGAACUACAAUUAUAAUGUAAUAGCAAUUGUGACUUAGUAAUAAUCACGAAAAAGAGUUUGUCACGGAAUAAUAAUUGUGUUUAACAGGGUAUUUUGUAUCAGAAAAUGCAAUAACAGUGAGUUAUGAAAUUUUAAUUUGGUGUCGUUGACAAGCAUUAGUUCUCGAUUAGGUGUAAUAAAGGUAGUGUUUAUUCGUUUGACUAUCGUAAGCAAAACAUCACGCUUAGGUACUGAUGUUGUAACAGCUUAUUGUACAGUGGAAUACCGGCUUAAUACGGACACAGAUUAAUACGGACAACGGACACUGGUCACUCCAAACUCUCUAUUUUCAUCGUCACAACUGUAAACAUUGCACGCUGUUCAAAUAAUGACAGAUUUCUACGGGUGAAUACAAUUUCAUCACUACAAAACUGUAGCAAAAUAGCGAGACAUGUUUGAUUUUGAUCAGUCCGUCUUUUUUCCGGUGUUUAACCCUUAACUGUAGUUUUCCGCCUCCUAUUAUUCCUCCUCCUUUUUGAGGCGUCUUUAUAUCGAUACUGACAUGUGUCCGUUACGUGUUUCUGAGAGCCCGCUUAUACGGACACCCGGUAUGUUGGCGUAAUGGCAUUUCCCCUUGGUGUCCGUAUUAACCGGGUUGCAAUGUAUUUCUUUAUUAUUAUUAAUAUUAUUAUUAUUAUUAUUAUUUCUUAUUUCUUAUUUCUUAUUUAUUAUUAUCAAUAACAAUUACUGAAAAAUGAUCACUUUUAAAAUGUCUGUCCGGGGGAGCAUAGGACGUCCACUAAUACCCUCCAACGUACACGCUUCAUUGUUUAAAUGUUUUGGCUCUCUCCCAGGAGUAGCGUAGCCCACUCUUUCCAACUUCUGCGGCAUGGACCGCUUCCAGUUGUUCGUUGGCCGUCCAACUUUCCAGGUAUAAAUGUGGAACAUCACAAGUGUAAAUACAGGGGUUUAUACGGAAGGGCAGUAGAUAAAGUUUCGGAAGGACGGAUUCAGAAUUUUUUGCAGUUACCUAUUGCAACACACUGAGCAUAACAGCAGUUAGGAAAUGUGAAAACACUCGCUUAAUUACAGCUCUAUAUUUUUUGCGUGUUGUCAAAUAUCCCUCACGCUUAAUAAGCAUAAUAUCAUGCGUACGGGAUUCACGCAUUUCCCAUACGUAGCAUUUCGCAACCGUUAUUUGGGUCGUCUCGGAACGCUUCUCCUGUCAGCUAAAAUAUCAAGUCAUUUGAAAAUUGAGAAAAGUAGGAAAGCCUUCUCAAGCCUUCUUUUAGGGCUCAUGCUUUCUACAUUUCGUCUGGGCUAUCGAUUCACGAUGACCUUGCUGAAUAAUAUUUUCCCACAAAAGACGACUGGGUAUUGGUCACAUGACGAUGAUGAAGCGAUAUGUACAAGUAAUUGGCCAAAUCAUAAGACAAUUUGAAAUCAGACGAGCUGAUAAUCAGCAAAGCAUCAAGUUAGCCACCACUGGUAGUCAUAAUUGUUUCUAUUGUGUACAGAUGUUAAAGUGCAGUGGCAAUUAUCAUAAAAUAUACAAUGCUUCUUCGAAAGAAUAAAGCCAAUAUUUAAGUUAGAGUCGAAUUUCGGUAACAUAAUUUGCUUAUCUGAAUUAUUGCUGUGUGUAGCUAUGUAUGGGUUGUACAACUGAAAAAAAAAGAAACAAUUACGAAACAAAUUUUAAAAUGUAUGUCAUUAAGUUUUUAACGUCAUUCAGCUGAGCUGACAGAUUGGACGCCAGUACAAUGGCCUUCCAUUCAUUGUUUUCACUGCGCUACGUUAUUAUCAACCAAGAGAUGAUCAUCGUCUGUUGUAUCAACAAAAUGUUUAGACAAGAGCACAGUAAGUAAAAAAACAGCUGCUUUUGUUUGUUCACUAGUGUGAUCGAACAAUAAUUGCACGUGCUGAAAUAUCCGGUACACAACGGCAUUAAUUUUGCAUGUCAAUAAGCCCAAGCUGCUUUUGACAAAAGCGGUCGCGACAAAUUUAACCAUUUGGCAUCAGCUAAACAAAACGGAAGACCGAUAUUGGACCGCGAAGUGUCCCCGCGACCUUGUUCACGCAAACAAACUUAAAGAGACAGCCUACAGCUGAAACAUCGAUAUUCAAGUUUGCGAUUGCACGGUGAAGAAUUCCUAUUUCUCAAGAUGGUGAACAACACCUCUCACAAACAAGAGCCCCUGUACACUGAGAUCGCCAAGUUGGUGCCGUUAUCAUUUGCCAUCGUAAUAACAAACUUAUUGGUGGUUUUACUUUUCUUCAAAAGACGGCAACUACGAACUUUACCAAAUUACCCACUUCUGAGUUUGGCCGUGUGCGACUUCAUAACUGGAUUUGUGAACAUUCCAAUGCUUAUCAUAAGCAUGCACAUGUUAACGCGGGAGAUCAUUCCCAAACAAACAAAAAUCUCUCUGAAUUACUUGGUGUUAGUGUUACAUGCUUUGACUUCGACAUCGACAGUAUAUCACAUCCUGAUCGUUAUAGCCGAAAAGUACUUUGCAGUCGUCUGGCCUUUGAGACAUCGCUCGCUGACAAAGAAAACUAUGUUAACAGUGUUGGCGGCUGUCUGGCUGCUGUCAUUAGUGAUUGCCUUCAUCCCAUUUUCUUGGAUAAAUUUUAGCCACAAACCCAUUGUAAGAAAGUUCUUUGUAGGUUACGGGAUUGUAUGCCUUGUCUUAGUAUUUUUCGUGUCGUACAUGUUUAUAGUGUACGCCUUGGUAGUGAUGUUCAGAACAAUAUCCGGGAAGACUAAACAGAGAACACUGAUAAGACGGAACAGUCGUAGUGGUCAGCUGACAAACAAUAGACGUCGUGUUUGCAUCAUCUUUGCUGUUAUGGCCACUGUCUUCGCAGUAUGUUGGCUUCCAUGGUUCAUGCUCUCACUUCUUGUCAAUCUACAAGUACAGGUGGAAAACCUUGAGAGCUUUAUGGAAUGGUUCGUACCAUUUAGAUACCUCACCUCUAUCAUCAACCCGCUGCUUUACACAUUUUUCAAGCCAGACUUUCGUUUGGCGUUAAAAGAACUGCUAUGGAAUAAAAUUGUCCUCAAAUAUUCGUGUCUGAGACCGUCUCGGUUUCGAUUGACAGUCAGAUCAAGCAGAAACCAUGUAGAUGUCCCUAUGAUGAAGCGAGAGACUGGAAUAGCGGAAAGUAGCUUUGUUUCCUCCGUGUAAACGGUGUCUGAUAAAAGGGAAAACAGAUCAACAUUCUUCUCUGUGAAGUACAAUCUUUAUCUCUUCCAAAAGCCGGACAGCAAAUCAUUGCGGAUAAGAUGUACUGAUAUGUAGCUAACGCACUUUUACGUUUCAUAAAAGUCGCUUGCGAUAGCAGCAAAUUGAAAGGUCAGUUUUCGAACAAUGUUGAAUUUACACCAAUAUAAUACAAAACAGCAAGGUUACACCAA
Molecule: messenger RNA, 3407 nt
Organism: Orbicella faveolata
Lineage: Eukaryota; Metazoa; Cnidaria; Anthozoa; Scleractinia; Merulinidae
Product: beta-2 adrenergic receptor-like
Biological process (GO): G protein-coupled receptor signaling pathway
Cellular component (GO): plasma membrane
Molecular function (GO): G protein-coupled receptor activity
Source: RefSeq, a predicted model, not a curated record